Molecule: messenger RNA, 2756 nt
Organism: Mirounga angustirostris (Northern elephant seal)
Lineage: Eukaryota; Metazoa; Chordata; Mammalia; Carnivora; Phocidae
Gene: MAEA
Product: macrophage erythroblast attacher, E3 ubiquitin ligase
Exons: 8
Coding region: 76-1275 (399 amino acids)
Biological process (GO): proteasome-mediated ubiquitin-dependent protein catabolic process
Cellular component (GO): cytoplasm; nucleus; GID complex
Molecular function (GO): protein binding; ubiquitin protein ligase activity
Source: RefSeq, a predicted model, not a curated record
GGAGGGCGCGACGUCACUACCCGGCGUGCCGCGCGCGGCGCUUCCCCCACCCGCUAAUGUUUUGGCCGAUUCAAGAUGGCGGUGCAGGAGUCAGCUGCUCAGCUCUCCAUGACCCUGAAGGUGCAGGAGUACCCGACCCUCAAGGUGCCCUACGAAACACUGAAUAAACGCUUUCGGGCUGCUCAGAAAAACAUUGACCGAGAGACGAGCCACGUCACCAUGGUGGUGGCUGAGCUGGAGAAGACCUUGAGCAGCUGCCCCGCUGUGGACUCCGUGGUCAGCCUUCUGGAUGGUGUGGUGGAGAAGCUCAGCGUCCUCAAGAGGAAGGCGGUGGAGUCCAUCCAGGCCGAGGACGAGAGCGCCAAGCUGUGCAAGCGCAGGAUCGAGCACCUCAAGGAGCACAGCAGUGACCAGCCGGCGGCGGCCAGCCUGUGGAAGAAGAAGCGCAUGGACCGCAUGAUGGUGGAGCACCUGCUGCGUUGUGGGUACUACAACACGGCUGUGAAGCUGGCCCGGCAGAGUGGCGUCGAGGACUUAGUGAACAUCGAGAUGUUCCUGACGGCCAAAGAAGUGGAGGAGUCCCUGGAGAGGCGCGAGACGGCCACCUGCCUGGCCUGGUGUCACGACAACAAGUCCCGGCUGCGCAAGAUGAAGGGCCGCCAAAGCGAGCACGACGCGAAGACGGGACGGAAAAGUAGAGUGGCCAGUGGCUCCCCUAAAGAGAGUGAGGAUCUUGGUAUGGAAACCAUAAAAGGAAAGCCAGAAUUGAGUUGCCUGGAGUUUAGCCUGAGGAUUCAGGAGUUCAUUGAGCUCAUCCGGCAGAACAAGAGACUAGACGCCGUGAGACACGCGAGAAAGCACUUCAGUCAGGCCGAAGGGAGCCAGCUGGAUGAGGUCCGCCAGGUCAUGGGCAUGCUGGCCUUCCCACCAGACACACACAUCUCGCCCUACAAGAUGGAAGUUCCCAGAUCAUCAAGUUUUGCUUUCUUUAGACGAGCAGUCCCACUCCGAGGUCCGUUUUCUGUCCGCUCGUUUAGUGGAAAGGCUUGCAGAGAAGCUAGGUGCACCUCCAGCCGCUUGCCUGGGACGCUGCAGCCCCAGGUCCAGUGUCCUCGUACACAGGCACCGCCUUCCCCCGCUGCGGCCGGGCUCUCUGCCACCUAUGACAGGCCCGCUCUUGCUGGAGACUGGGGCCCUCCCAGCCGCGUCCACGUCUUAGGUGUUUGUGGCUCAGUCCCUCCCUCAGUUUUCUGUCGUCUGUCUGGGCUGCUGUGACAGAAUCCCACAGGCUCGGGUCGGGAAGCCCGAGAUCAGGGCACUGGCAAGGUUGCGGGGGGCUCUUCCUCCUGUGUGUUCUUAUGAGGAAACUAGUUCCUGAAGACCCCACCCUCAGGACCCUGUGGGCCCGGAGGUCCACCUGCCGACAACGUCAACAGUGGGGGACACAAGACGCUCAACCACGGUGUCGUCCCCGGCUGCCAGCCCAUCCCCCGAAGGACUGAAGUAAACUGCCUUCCCUGUGGGCUGAGCCGGGCUUGUUCCCUGAGCCGUGAUGGUGGGUUCUGCCCAGGGGCACCCCCGCUGGCUGGAGUGCUCGGCCACAGGCCGUCUGCAGGGUGGCUGGAAGCGUGUCCCCCGAGACUGGACUCAGCACAGCUCUGUGGUGUCGGAACGUCCUAUAAUCAGCCCUCCGGCCACAGGGAUCUUGCCGGAGUGAGACCGAACUUCAGCUGGCAGCCUCUUCGGUCUCUCUUCCCUGCUCUGGAGAAGCUUUGUGAGAGGUGCAGUCAGGGCCUGCCCUGGGGAGCGAGGCGUCCCACUUGCGAAGAGCGAGGCCAGUGCUCCGUCCGAGCCGGAGGGCCGGCCCUUGGAGGCACCGAAGUGGCGUGAAGAGAAGCCACGCAGCCAUUGUGGAGCCAAGGCCGGCGGGGGACAGGCACAACCCAUCGACGCACAGCCUCGUACCUGGACACGGAUGGCACACCGGAGGAAGGCCAGGGUGCACACAGAGGGGAUGGCGCCGGGUGGGGGCACGGGACCCUGAAGGGCAGUGCUGGGGCGGGGACAGAGCCCUCACCCCCUGUGGCAGGUGUGUCUCAGUGGGUCACACGAGAAGCAGGACGACGUGCCCUGGUCAGGGAGAGGUGGCCGCACCAGAGGCCCAAGGCCAGGGGUCUCAGGGAGGGGGGAUGCGGAGCCUCUGGACUCUGGGCUUGGUCCUCUGUGGACUUUGCUUCGAUAAAAACGACAUUAAAGUUGUGUUUUUGUAAUGUUGGAGUUAAGCGUGAUGUCUGCCUGUGGAGCCCCGCUGAACGGGGGUGCCCACGCUUCCUCCCUCAGUGUGGGGCCCUGACCCCAGUGCUUGACGUGCAGAGUUUCCCUCGUGCUGGCAUGCGCCCUCCCCUCCCUUCUCUUGUUGACUCUGAACCUGGGAAGCCCGGGGACACACACAAUGACCAGGCCUGAGGUUCUGGAGUGAGACUUUUCCCCCCGAGACCUCAGUGCUGUUCUUCGGCCCACUGUGUUCCCUUCCUGCCGUGAGGCCACAGGCCCCCCCCAACCCUUGAGCAUCUGUGUCCACGCAGACCACGUGGCGGCGGUCCUUACGUGGACUCGGGAGUCCAGGCUGCAGGCGCCCCGCACUGCUCUGUGGCCGGUGGGCGCGGGUUCGUGGGGCCCGGGCCGGCGUGGGAAGGGUUUCUUGUGUGUUCUUGUCGGGGACGGCACUGUGCCGUCCCCAGCACCGCUCUGCCCUG